GCGGAGGAGGCAAGAUGGACGCGGGGUUCUUCCGCGGAACCAGCGCAGAGCAGGACAAUCGCUUCAGCAACAAGCAGAAGAAGCUGUUGAAGCAGUUGAAAUUUGCAGAAUGCUUAGAAAAGAAGGUGGACAUGAGCAAAGUAAACCUGGAAGUAAUCAAACCAUGGAUAACAAAACGAGUAACAGAAAUCCUUGGAUUUGAAGAUGAUGUAGUAAUUGAAUUUAUAUUCAACCAGUUGGAAGUGAAGAACCCAGAUUCCAAAAUGAUGCAAAUCAACCUGACUGGUUUUUUGAAUGGGAAAAAUGCUAGGGAGUUCAUGGGAGAACUGUGGCCACUGCUAUUAAGUGCACAAGAAAACAUUGCUGGUAUUCCAACUGCCUUUCUGGAACUGAAGAAAGAAGAAAUAAAGCAGCGACAGAUAGAGCAAGAGAAACUGGCUUCUAUGAAGAAACAAGAUGAGGACAAGGAGAAGAGAGAUAAAGAAGACAAAGACAACAGAGAAAAAAGGGACAGAUCCAGGAGUCCAAGAAGGCGCAAGUCAAGGUCUCCUUCCCCUCGCAGGAGGUCGUCUCCUGUGCGGAGGGAGCGGAAGCGCAGCCACUCGCGCUCCCCCCACCACAGAACCAAGAGCCGCAGCCCUACCCCUGUGCCGGUGAAGAAGGAGCUGACUCCUGAGCCAGAGCCCUCUGUGAAGCCAAAGGAGACUGUUGUUCAAGAGGCAACUUCAAACAGUGAUGUUCCAAAAGCUCCUAAACCUGAACCUCCUGUACCAGAGACUAAGGAAAAUUCACCAGAACGUAACUCAAAGAAGGAGAGGGAGAGGGAGAAGGAGAGGGAGAGGGAGAAGGAGAAGGAGAAGGAGAAGCCUCGGCAGAGGUCCCCAACUCGCUCCAAGUCCAGGUCAAGGUCCCGGUCACGUUCUCCGUCUCAUUCUCGACCGCGGCGGCGUCACAGAUCACGGUCAAGGUCUUACUCCCCUAGAAGGCGACCCAGCCCCCGGCGACGACCAUCUCCGCGGAGAAGGAGCCCUCCCAGGCGAAUGCCUCCUCCACCCAGACACAGAAGAAGCCGCUCACCAGUCAGGAGGAGAAGAAGAUCAUCAGCAUCCUUAUCUGGCAGUAGCUCUUCCUCCUCCUCCUCACGUUCCCGGUCACCACCAAAGAAGCCACCUAAAAGAACUGUGUCCAGCCCUGCCCGCAAGACUCGCAGGCUGUCUCCUUCCGCCAGCCCUCCCCGCCGCAGGCACAGACCAUCCCCACCAGCCAGCCCUCCUCCCAAACCACGCAGGUCUCCAACCCCCCAGCAGUCCAAUCGUGCAAGGAAAAGCCGUGGCUCAGCGUCACCCAGCAGAGCUUCAGGUACUGCCACACCCAAACACAAGAGUACUGAAAAAAGAGAAUCCCCUUCACCAGCACCAAAACCGAGGAAAGCAGAGCUGUCUGAGUCAGAAGAAGAUAAAGGAGGUAAAAUGGCUGCAGCAGAUUCAGUUCAACAGAGGCGUCAGUACAGAAGGCAAAACCAGCAGUCUUCAUCUGAUUCUGGCUCUUCAUCUUCAUCUGAAGAGGAAAGAAAUAAAAGAUCCAACGUGAAGAACGGGGAGGUGGGGAGGCACCGCCGCCACUCUCACUCCCGCAGCCCCUCGCCAUCGCCACGGAGACGCCAGAAGGAGGCCUCCCCUCGGAUGCAGAUGGAAAAGAGGUGGCAAUCACCAGUGAUGAAAAGCCGCAGGAGGAGGAGUCCCUCACCCCCACCAGCCAGGCGCCGCCGCUCCCCCUCGCCUGCUCCCCCUCCCCGCCGGCGGCGCUCACCCUCCUUACCCCGCAGAAGGUCUCCGUCCCCGCCCCCGCGCAGACGCUCCCCCUCCCCUCGGAGGUACUCUCCGCCCAUCCAGCGCCGCUACUCUCCCUCGCCGCCGCCCAAGAGAAGAACAGCCUCUCCUCCUCCCCCGCCCAAACGCAGGGCAUCUCCUUCUCCACAGUCCAAGCGCCGAGUCUCCCACUCGCCUCCUCCCAAGCAGAGGAGCUCCCCCACCAAGCGGCGCUCCCCUUCUCUAUCUUCCAAGCACCGGAAGGGGUCUCCUCCCAGCAGGUCCAACCGGGAAACUCGUUCCCCACCACAGAACAAAAGGCAUUCACCUUCACCACGGCCUAGAGCUUCUCAUACCUCUGCAAGCCCCCCACCACCACGGAGAGGAGCUUCAGCUUCACCCCAGAGGAGGCAGUCUCCAUCACCAAGCACCAGACCCAUCAGGAGGGUGUCAAGAACGCCGGAACCUAAGAAGACAAAGGCCUCCACGCCGAGCCCGCGCUCUGCCCGGCGAGUGUCUUCAUCACGCUCUGCUUCAGGAUCCCCUGAGCCAGCACCAAAAAAACAUCCAGGACCUCCAUCUCCUGCUCGCUCCCGGUCCCCUUCUGCAAACUGGUCACCUGCAAAAAAACCUAAAAGCCCAACUCAGAGCCCAUCACCUGCAAGGAAUUCAGAUCAAGAAGGGGGUGGAAAGAAGAAGAAGAAAAAGAAGGAUAAGAAGCAUAAAAAGGAUAAGAAGCACAAGAAACACAAAAAGCAUAAGAAGGAGAAGGCUGUGGCGGCCGCGGCAGCUGCUGCAGCUGCUGUUGUGGCUGCACCAGACACCACCUCAGCACAGGAGGACCAGGAGGCAGAGACAGAACCCAAAAAGGAGACAGAAAGUGAACCAGAAGACAACUUGGAUGACCUAGAAAAACACCUGCGAGAGAAGGCCCUGAGGUCCAUGAGGAAGGCUCAAGUGUCCCCCCCCUCCUAGGCAGAGACCCCUUUGAUAUAAUAAUGUACAUUUUGAUUGGAUUUUU
This is a messenger RNA of Indicator indicator, 2829 nucleotides long. RefSeq names its product serine and arginine repetitive matrix 1 (gene SRRM1). Gene Ontology annotation, cellular component: spliceosomal complex. Bases 15 to 2783 code for a protein of 922 amino acids. NCBI's taxonomy places the organism in Eukaryota, Metazoa, Chordata, Aves, Piciformes, Indicatoridae. Gene Ontology annotation, molecular function: RNA binding. The record is from RefSeq and is a predicted model, not a curated record. The transcript has 18 exons. Gene Ontology annotation, biological process: mRNA processing; regulation of mRNA splicing, via spliceosome.